Durusdinium trenchii is the source of this 1299-nucleotide messenger RNA. The record is from the annotation of a GenBank genome assembly. Lineage: Eukaryota; Dinophyceae; Suessiales; Symbiodiniaceae.
GAUUCAUGGCUAUUCCAAGCAAGAACGGCAUUCUCUAUGUGUUCUGGUGCUGGCACUGCAGAGUCAGCUAGGGCAGUGCUGCAGAAACUAGUUCACUCAUAUCCAAUUUCUGGCUUAGAGAUGGACAUCAAGACAGUGGCUUUGUGGGAAAGCGCUCCCAGCUGCAACCAGUUGCUCUUCGACAAUCACCGGUGGUGCUGCCAGGUCACAGGCAAGGAUCAUGAAAUGCCGCAUUUCUUCAAUGACAUCCUGGAGUUGAACGUGCCGGGAACAUUCAAACGCAGUGACACCUACAUCCAGAAAAGGGCUAAGAUCAGUCAUGGAGAUCUUGCAACCAGCCAACUUUGCAACACCCAUACUCAUGUGGUCACUGGUUCAGAACCAGGGAACCGAUGCAGUAUUCCAUAUGCAGAUUUUGGGGUUUCUGGAUUACCCUGCACUGAUAUGUCCCGUGCUGGUGCUCAAUUAAAGCGGCAUGGUGCAACCAACAGUGUAUACAUGACGCACGGAAAGUACACUGAAUCCAUGCGUGCGCCACUCUUUGUCAUUGAAUGCACACCAGAAUUGGACAUGGGUAUGGUCGAGGAGUGCCAUCCAUCCUAUGACCUGUGGCAGUUGAUGUUUUCAACGGCUGAUACUGGGCACGGAGGGACAAAACGGGAUCGUACCUACGUCAUCGGAAGUCACGUGGACAAGACUUCUUGCCUGUAUGACCCCUGGGAAAUGAAAGACAUUAUUGCUGAUCGAAUGAGAUCAAAGGUUCGGACUCUUCCAUCAGAUUACUUUCUGGCAGAGCAAGUCGAAGUUGACCGGGAAGCAAUUCAAUUGGCUGACCGACGCAAAGUUAGCAUUGACCUGCGCAAACCUUCAAACAGGGCUGAUCUGACCUUUUUGCUGAAUUCCCGAGAGAAAGCAGCCCUGAAUGAUUACAUGAACCUGUAUGAACAGGAGUAUGGCAAGCCAGCUCAGUCUGAUCCUGACCUCAUAGCUUUUUUGGGUGACAACCCAAAGCGUUGGCGGACGUGGAGUGCUAAGUCCAGGACUAUUAGCACUUUUCGGCGUAAUGUUAAAAGUUCACUUUUCUGGUCCCCACACUUGAAGAGGUUUAUGGUUGCCAGAGAGAAAUUAGCCGCACUUGCUUGGCCAGUCACACCAUGUAUGGCAAAGGCCAUGUGUUGUGACAUGGUUCCUGCGAGAGAUAUCUUUCGCGCCGCAGACUUGGCUGGGAAUGGGAUGCACUUCACUACAGUUGCCAUUGCCCAAUUGCUGGCACUGGCAUGCUUUCGACCAAUGGACUAA